GUUCGAUUCACAAUCAUUCAGUAAUGACAUGUUGAAAUUUGGCCGACAAAGCAAGAACAAAAUUCUGCAGCUACUGGCUAUCAAGUUGAACCACUCGAAAUGCCCAGAGUCGAGGACUGUGAAGCUGCCGGUGGGCAAAGUGAAGGGCAAACAUCAGACUGGUUAUUGUGGCAAUGAGUUCUAUAGUUUUGAGGGCAUUCCCUAUGGCAAGCCACCCAUAGGGGAACUGCGUUUUAGACCAUCGCAGCCAGCUGAUCCAUGGAAGGAAUUGGAUUGCCAGCAGGAGCGGGAUCCGCCCGUUCAAUUCGAUAGAGACACUGGCAGAGUGUUUGGCAACGAGGAUUGUCUUCAAUUGAAUGUAUAUACCAAACACUUCGAUACUGCAAAGGCGCCGCUGCCAGUAAUAGUUUACUUUCAUGGAGGAGGUUUUCGCAAUAACGGGGCUAUCCGCAUGAAGUAUGGCCCGGACUAUCUGAUGCGCGAGGAUAUAGUCUAUGUGGUCUUUAGCUAUCGUCUGUGCGUGUUGGGAUUCCUCAGUCUUAGCAGUCCGGAGUUGAGGGUGCCCGGCAAUGCAGGUUUGCAUGACCAGCUACUGGCCCUCCGCUGGGUGAACAAGUAUAUUUCGCACUUCAAUGGUGAUCCGAAAAACAUAACCAUAAUGGGAACCAGCGCCGGAGCUGCCUCGGUGCACUUCAUGAUGUGCCUGCCACAGGCAUGUGGCCUAUUCCAUCGGGCCAUUAUGAUGUCAGGCUCAAUGAUGAAUCCCUGGGUAGAUGUGCCGAAUACAGAAACAUUUGCUUAUCGACUGGCCAAGUUCAAGGGCUACAAGGGAGCUGCUACUGACUCGGAAGUUUUCAAGUUUCUUUGCUCGCUUUCCGCUGAGGAAUUGGUAAAGCAUCAUCUCUUCGGAGCUCAGGAACGCUGCUUUGGGCAUUUGUAUCCAUUUGUGCCCACAUUGGAGAGUCAGUCGAGCUCUAAGAAUAAUAAUAAUGGACUCCUCAAGCGCCCCUUCUUGCAAAUGAUGAAAGAGGCUUGGUCUGGACAGGUGCCCUUGCUGAUAGGAGGCACCUCGUUCGAGGGAUUAGUCAUGUAUCCCUAUUGCAAGGUGAAUAAUGGACACAUGAUUGAACUGCUCAUGCAACAGCCGGCUAUGAUCCUGCCCUAUGAUCUGUACCGCUGCCUUCCACAGGACGAGCGUGAUGAACGUGCUGCAAAGCUGAUUCGCUAUCAUUAUGGACCUCGGAGUAUUACCAAGUCAAAUGUGAUGCAGACUCUGGAUCACUUCAGCUAUAAACUAUUUUGGCAUGGCAUUCAUCGGGUGGUUAUAUCUCGGCUGACCUUUGCACAGGCUCCGACCUACAUGUAUCGUUUUGACUUUGACUCGCCCACCUCCAACUUGAUGCGCCUUCAUCUAUGCGGGGAUGAUAUCAAGCGGGGAGUUUGCCACGCCGAUGAACUGGGUUAUAUGUUCCCAAGACAGGGUAUUGAGUUUAGUACAGCUGGACAAUGCACCGUCCAUCGAAUGAUUGGAAUUUUAACGGCUUUCGCUCGAACUGGUAAUCCCAACUGUGCGGAAACCGACAAGGAGUUGUGGCCUCCGGUUGAUCGAAAGGAUCCAUUCAAGGUAAUGAAUAUCGGACAAAAACUAGAAGUUCAACCACAACCAGAAAAAGAGGGUAUCAAAGUUUGGAAUCAACUUUACAAUGAUGAUGCUUGCUUGCUCUAUGGUGGAAGAUUUAAAGAGCCAAAGAUCUCGUAUUUCAGAAAAUUAUAUUGUUGCCUCUUUGUUACCAAGAUGAACAAGAAUCUCGGCUUUGUGGAACGCAUGCGCUGGCGUCUUAAAACCAUCGAGCAUAAAAUUCAACAAUAUCGUCAGACGACCAACGAGUCGGUCAUUGCCGACACGGAAUAUGGCAAGGUGCGGGGUGUUAAGCGGCUAUCCACUUACGACGUACCCUAUUUUAGCUUUGAGGGUAUACCCUAUGCCCAGCCACCCAUUGGAGAGUUACGUUUCAGGGCGCCCCAACGUCCGACGCCCUGGCAGGGCAUCAGGAACUGCAGUCAGGCCAAGGAGAUGGCGGUGCAGGUGCACUUCGUGUUUGACAAGAUGGAGGGCGACGAGGAUUGUCUCUACUUAAAUGUGUACACCAACAAUCUAAGUCCUGCUAAGCCACGUCCUGUUAUGGUCUGGAUACACGGAGGAGGCUUUAUAAUAGGCGAAGCCAAUCGAGAGCAGUACGGUCCAGAUUAUUUCAUCAAAGAGGAUGUCGUUUUGGUGACCAUACAAUAUCGAUUGGGUGCAUUGGGAUUCCUCAGCUUGAAGACGCCUGGCUUGAAUGUGCCUGGCAAUGCGGGUCUGAAGGAUCAGGUGCUGGCUCUCAAGUGGAUCAAGAACAACUGCGCCAGUUUCGGCGGUGAUCCCGACUGCAUUACGGUAUUUGGACAGAGUGCUGGCAGUGCCUCCACGCACUACAUGAUGCUGACCGAUCAGACGCAGGGUCUCUUCCAUCGCGGCAUUCUGCAGUCUGGCAGCGCUAUCGCCCCCUGGGCAUACAAUGGGGAUAUAACACAUCGGGCUUACAGAAUUGCACAGCUGGCAGGCUACAAGGGUGAAGAUAAUGAUAAGGAUGUGCUGCAAUUCUUGCAGAAUGUCAAGGCCAGGGAUCUAUUACGCGUGGAGGAGCUUGUGCUUACGCCGGAAGAGCGCGCCAAUAAGAUAAUGUUCGCCUUUGGACCGGCCUUGGAACCGUAUGCAACGCCAGAAUGUGUGGUGACUAAGCCCCCGCGAGAGAUGAUGAAGACCGCCUGGGGUAACUCCAUUCCCAUGAUGAUUGGCAACACCUCCUAUGAGGGGCUAAUGUGGGUGCCAGAGGUCAAAUUAAUGCCACAGGUGGUACAGCAGCUAGACGCACCUACGCCAUUUGUACCACGUGAGCUGGCAGAUGUCAACAAGGAGAAAAUUGCCAACUGGGCUGAGAAGAUACGGAAUGCUCAUGUAACGGGCGAGAAGGCAUCUGCGGAUAACUACAUGGAUAUAUGCUCCAUGGUCUACUUUAUUUUUCCAGCUCUGCGUGUGGUGCGUUCUCGACAUGCAUAUGCCGCUGGCUCUCCCGUAUACUUUUAUCGCUAUGAUUUUGACUCGGAAGAGCUGCUCUAUCCGUAUCGCCUGAUGCGCUUUGGGCGUGGCGUCAAGGGCGUCAGUCAUUCCGAUGAUUUGACCUAUCAGUUUAGCAGCCUUCUGGGCCGUCGAAUGCCCAAGGAGAGUCGGGAAUAUCGGAACAUUGAACGAACUAUCGGCAUCUGGACGCAGUUUGCGGCCACCGGCAAUCCUUACAGCUCGGAGAUCAACGGCAUGGAUAUGAUAAGUUGGGAUCCAGUGCGAAAAACCGAUGAAUCUAUCAAAUGUCUGAAUAUAAGUGAUGAGCUAAGAUUUAUUGAGUUACCCGAAUGGUCAAAGGUGAAAAUCUGGGAAAGCCUUUAUGAUGAUAAUAGGAAUCUGCUUUUUUAAGAAUAUAAUUUUCAAUUUAAUUUGUACAUAAAAUCAUAAUUUGUAAUAAAAUCAAUUUGGUGGCUAUUUUAUAGUUUUGUGAAAAUAUGUUUAAGCACAAAAUAGGCUUAUUAAAUAUAUUCAAUAAUACC
Drosophila innubila is the source of this 3639-nucleotide messenger RNA. RefSeq lists its product as uncharacterized. The record is from RefSeq and is a predicted model, not a curated record. Lineage: Eukaryota; Metazoa; Arthropoda; Insecta; Diptera; Drosophilidae. Bases 29 to 3508 code for a protein of 1159 amino acids. The transcript has 9 exons.